AUGGCAAUAUUCGUGCCUAAUAUGGUCAACAGCCAGGUGCAAUUCGCGGCAAGAGUGGCCGGCACAUUGGCCGACGCCGGACACGACGUCACUAUGGUGAUGGUCACAUUCUUGAGCGAUGUUAAGAUUGAGGUGAAGAUUCCGAAGAAUGUGAAAGUCUAUGACGCGCUGGGCAUAUUGGAUGGAAUCACAAAAGCGCAAAUCGAGGAUGAACAAUCGAAAUUAAUAUUCAAGGACAUCGGAUUGCUCGAUCCGAGUCUUGUGAACAUGAUCAGAAGGUUCAAUAAAUUGCAAGCAAAUGGCUGCCGAUUGUUGCUUCGUAAUAAGGAAUUCCUUAAAUGGCUUGAAAAUGAGAAGUUUGACAUCGCUUUUGCGUACAUCUACUCGACAUGUCCAAUUGGUCUCAUUCAUCACGCAAAGAUUCCCACAUGGAUCUGGUUAAAUAGCGGUGGUUUAAUGGAUUAUGUGGCGAAUGCCGUUGGCGUUCCAAUCAUUCCAAGCUAUGUUCCACCAAUUAUGAUGGCAUCUCAUGAUAAUAUGGACUUCCUUGGAAGAUUGAAGAGCUUCUUCGGCCACAUUAUCGGAGAAUUCAUGUUUCGAUCAUCAACUGACAUUGACACUUCUAUAUUCCGCGACGAAAUCAGUCCAGAUUUUCCUCAUACCUACGAGAUUGCCAAAAAAUGUCCAUUGGUUAUGGUGAACUCGAAUGAGCUUUAUGAUCUACCAAGACCAACUCUAGCGAAGGUGGUGAAUAUUGGAGGAUUGGGUGUCGGCUUCGAUGCUGCCAAACCGCUGACAGGGGAAUUUGAGAAGAUAAUCAAUAGCGGAAAAGGAACAAUCGUUUUCUCAUUCGGAUCGGUGGCUGCUGCCCACAAAAUGCCCGAAUUCUGGAAAAGCGCCCUUUUGGAAGCAUUUGCUGAAUUUGCAGACUAUCAAUUUGUGAUGAGAUACGUUGAGAACGACCUCAAUGAUCGACUUCCCAAAAAUGUGCACCUAUUCAAAUGGCUUCCACAAAAGGAUCUUCUGCUUCAUAAUAAUACGAAGGCUUUCAUUUCUCACGGAGGAUACAACAGUCUUCAGGAAUCAAUUUCUUCGGGUACUCCAUUAGUCACCAUUGCAUUGUUCGGAGAUCAGCCAAAAAAUUCGAAAAUCGCACUCAAACAUGGAAUUGCUGUAAAUAUUGCAAAAUCGGAAAUAUCGAAGGAAACAAUUGUGAAAAAUCUUCGAGAGAUUCUUGAGAAUCCGAUGUUAUAA
Messenger RNA from Caenorhabditis bovis, 1254 nucleotides. The record is from the annotation of a GenBank genome assembly. NCBI's taxonomy places the organism in Eukaryota, Metazoa, Nematoda, Chromadorea, Rhabditida, Rhabditidae.